Molecule: messenger RNA, 2710 nt
Organism: Cylas formicarius (sweet potato weevil)
Lineage: Eukaryota; Metazoa; Arthropoda; Insecta; Coleoptera; Brentidae
Exons: 2
Coding region: 2085-2483 (132 amino acids)
Source: RefSeq, a predicted model, not a curated record
UAUUAAGCUCUAAGAUAUAAACAUUGAUGGAAAUAUCAUUGUCUUUUUCAAAUUUGCUUAUUUUAUUCAUUUCCAUAGGUGUUUGUAAAUUUUCAGUUUUCAAAACACUUUUGUAGUAUGGAUAUGAAGAGGGUAAAUACUGACGAAAACGUGCUGGAAAGAGUCCGCAUACAACUGACCAAUAAAAACACGCUUGAUCGUCAUUUCUAAUGUUAAUACAAGCCCUUUUAUUCGCAAUUUCUUUAGGCAACUCAACGAAGGAUGACCCGUUACCCAUUUCAAAUUUAUUAAUGUUAAUCUCUAAAUAAAUAAUAUUAUUUAAAGCCCACCCGGAAUCACGUUCCUGAAACUCUGACAUUUGAUUUAAAAUUUUAUCUUGCACAUUUUCAACAAACCAAUCAUUCAAUUCUGUUCCUAAAUCAACUACAGCAUUUCCGGUACUCAGAUAUUUAACAUCAACUUCGCCUUGGACAUCAUUUUUUGCCUUAAUAAAUUCACCGCAAAAUGUGGUAUUUACUUUCAGCAAUAAAAAUUUCUUUAAAAUUUGACUAAUUUUUUGUUGAAAUAUUGGACGAGAAUCGUUUAAAAAUUGAAUUAAAUCUUUAUGAAGUAAAUUAAUUAUGACACCAGUCUGAACUCUUCCCUGGAAACACGACGCUACCGAUUCCCAUACAACCAUUUCAUUUGUGUUUGUCUCGCGGCUACUACUUUGUAAUCCCAAUCCAAAAUGCUUAUGUUGAUAAUUAAGAAUAAUUUUUCUAAUAGCUUUCAGAUGUUGAAUUGUAGUUUGUAAUUUUCUUUUUAACCCAAUAGAUAAAUCCUUUUCGUUAGAAACGAUUUGGUUGCAAGAUUCAAUAUUUUUAUUUAGUCUCCUAAGCCACACAUCACUAUCUCUAAGAGUGAACUUGUCGGAAAUAUGCUUUUUUAAUUUUUGUAAGGUUAAAAUUAAGAUUUGCGCUCUAUGAAUGAUCUGCUUUACGCGCAUCGUGGUUUAUUAAAUAUAUAACAGUAAAUAAGACUUACCCUGUAUAAUAUGUUGAUUAAUUUUGAAUUAUUUUGAAUUUCUUUAAAGAGUUGGGCUUUCCAAUAUCUUUGGAUCCCUCGUAGACCAGUUUGUACUGCCCCGACGCAAAGUGUUCUAGUCUCGGACGGAAAGCUUCUGUCACGCGAGUAGGAAGAAAUACUACGGAAUUUUCUAAUUGCAGCAACACGGAAUUGCCAAAUUUUGUAUUAACAAUUUUGGCUCUAGUAAUUUUAAACGGAACGCCUAUCGGCAAUUCAUGCAGUUUGACAAUCGGCUGCUCAAAAUCACCUUCUGCAAGACAGGUUUGAUUCAGUUGACUUAAGUCCAUCUAUAAAUUAUUAUUAAUUAUUUUAUCUCAAAAUUAAAAAAAUAAAAAAAACUUACGCUUAAGAUUGCUGCUAUUCUAUUUGCGGUUACGGGUUGAGAGUACUAAGAUGAUCUUUAGGACCUUUAUAAAAUAAUAACAAAUGUUAAAGAAUUAAAAUAAGACAAUAAAAAAGGUACUUACUGCUUUUUUGUACGAACACCAAACUACUAAGUUAGCUUCCACGUUGCACGAAUAAUACCAAAAACAACUACUGACAAAACAGAGAAAAAUGAGAUGUAUUUAUACGGUGCGAGAAUACUUUCUAAAAGUUAACAAACGAAGACACCUCCACAUGCGUUGCAACAAAUUUUUCCCAUUACGUUAAUCCCACGGAGCAAAUAUAAAGGGGGCAAUUAAUUAUUAUUCUCAACAAGCAAAACAACUCGACAUUUAGACUCGGCGCGUUAUGAAAUUCCACAUCCCAUACGGAGAUUGUAAAAAAUGAAAGCAAGUUGGCCUUGAUCUUUUGCGGCAACAUACGUUCGUCCAACGUCCGAAGCGGUUGCGUUCCCGUGUGAAAGCGUGUUGACCUUGAGACUCCUACCUGCACGGUUGUCUGGCGACAACAUCGCGUCUAUUCAAAUCGGCGUUGGUGCUUGUGGGUAGAAGACCUUUCGACUUUUAAUUCAACCAUGGAAGGGAGUGCAUGUGUAUAAAUACGUUGCAUGUGUAUUAUAGACUAUAUUCAGUGCAAUGAAUACAGAAGUGCGAUGUCCAUUUCCCUACGACCCUACAACUGAAAAAAUCGCGGUUUGUCCGUAUGACAAGUCGCAUAUUAUGUUGGCGCAUCGCUUAGGGCGUCACAUAUUCAAAUCACACAAAGAGUACCGGGGGUUAGAAUUCCCGGUACGACAUGAAACGACAAGGGAACAUCACCAGCAGCAGGAGCAACCCGGUGGAUCAAAAGAAACAAAGGAGCAGCAGGAGUACCCGGGUGGGUGGUCGACGGAGUGGGACGGCGAGGAGUGCACUUCGUAUUUAGAUUUCCUCCGGGAACGGGAAGAAGAACAACGCAAGGAACAGGAACAAUGGGAUGGUCGACUGAAUCGACAUAAAAAGAAGAAGAAACUCCUCGCCAGACCAAUUUUAUAAAUAAAAUAAAAUAAAAUGUAUUAAAAUUCAAGUUUAUUUAAUUAUCCUCCCGAUCCACCGCGUCACCGCGCCGCACCGUCACCGCCCUCUACCGGGGGGGCCUACGACGGUCGGAGCGCGCGACAUCUAGCAGCGACGGGCGGAACCGGGGCAAAACAGGACGCUACACAAGCGCGCGACAUCUAGCAGCGACGGGCGGAACCGGGGCAAAACAGGACGCUACACAA